UCCUGUCAACCGGAAACAACGGUCAGUCUGAUCAGGAACAUCUGACCUGCUGCUGCUUCUCCAGGUUCAGGUAGCUCUGACAAGAUCAAGCACUGAAGGAUUCUUGGGUUGUGGUAACAUGGCAUCUCUCAAAACUGGGCUUUAUCUGGGAGUCUGUCUGUCUGCUUGGAUCAUCACUUCUGCAGAUGAAAACUUUGUGCCCAAAGCGGAGAAUGUACGCUGGGUGUCUGUGGACUUUACAACCAUCCUCCACUGGACCACCACCGCUUCUGAUUACAAAUACACUGUCUUGUACACUGGCAAUGAGGAUUUCUGGAUGGAGAGUUUCCAUUGCAUCCAAAUGUCAGAAACCGCAUGUGACCUGAGCACCGAGGUCAAGACGAACAGUACCUACAAUGUCAAAAUCAAAACAGUGGCUGCGACCGAGGACGAUGACUAUGACAAUGAACUGGACAAGUUCCCUCACAGUUAUUCCCCUCCCUUCAACCCCUUUAGAGAAACGAACAUCAGCGCAGUGAACUUCACCGUGCAGGUGGUGGACGAGAGCCGAGUGAACGUCACCAUCACAGAUCCUCUGAGCGGCAUUCACGAGGGGGAGAAGCAGCUCAGCCUCAGAGACAUCUUCAAGAGUGAGCUCAAGUAUAAGAUCAGCUACUACAAGUUUGGAAGCACAGGCAAGAGAGACAUCAUAUCUGACUCCAGUACGGCAGAGGUGUCCGAGCUGAAUGCCGGACAGAGUUACUGCUUCAUGGUGGCAGCGUUCAUCCCCACCAGACCCAAAAGCACCCAGCAGGGAGCCUGGAGCGCCCAGACGUGUAUACCCGGAGACGAGCUGAGUCUUGGAGCGUGGGUCGGGGCCGUCGUCAUCUUGCUCACAUUCGUCGUCAUCGUCGUUACGGUGAUCGUCCUCUGCUGCAAAUGCUGCCAACAAAAUAACCCGUCUCAGUCAUCGACACCUGUUUAGUAUAUGUGUGCGUGUGUUUAGGGCAUGAGCUUGUGUGUGUGUGUGUGUGUGUGUGUGUGUGUGUGUGUGUGCGUCUUACAAACACAGGGAGCAGUUGCAGGUGGAAGAAUUAUGUAAUUAAGACGAUUCAAAAUGUGAUUUGUGUAUCUGUUACAUUGUAUGAGU
Messenger RNA from Cyclopterus lumpus (lumpfish), 1129 nucleotides. RefSeq names its product tissue factor-like. The record is from RefSeq and is a predicted model, not a curated record. The transcript has 7 exons. Gene Ontology annotation, cellular component: membrane. Bases 119 to 964 code for a protein of 281 amino acids. Lineage: Eukaryota; Metazoa; Chordata; Actinopteri; Perciformes; Cyclopteridae. Gene Ontology annotation, molecular function: protein binding. Gene Ontology annotation, biological process: blood coagulation.